Molecule: messenger RNA, 1097 nt
Organism: Lacerta agilis (Sand lizard)
Lineage: Eukaryota; Metazoa; Chordata; Lepidosauria; Squamata; Lacertidae
Gene: WNT11
Product: Wnt family member 11
Exons: 5
Coding region: 9-1067 (352 amino acids)
Biological process (GO): cell fate commitment; canonical Wnt signaling pathway; multicellular organism development
Cellular component (GO): extracellular region
Molecular function (GO): cytokine activity; frizzled binding
Source: RefSeq, a predicted model, not a curated record
AGGCAAAGAUGACACGGCAAUUUUUGGUAGCCUUUUUCCUGGCUUUCGUCCUGCAGAACGGGACCUGCAACGGAAUCAAGUGGUUAGCCUUGUUCAAGACUCCCUCGGUUCUAGCCCUGAACCAGACGCAGCACUGCAAGCAGCUGGAAGGGCUGGUGGUUUCGCAAGUGCAGCUGUGCCGGAGCAACCUGGAGCUGAUGCAAACCAUCAUCCAGGCAGCGCGGGAGGUGAUCAAGACAUGCCGCAAGACCUUCUCCGACAUGCGGUGGAAUUGCUCCUCCAUCGAGCUGGCACCCAACUACCUCCUGGAUUUGGAGAGAGGCACGAGGGAGUCGGCCUUUGUGUACGCCCUCUCCGCCGCAGCCAUCAGCCACACCAUCGCCAGAGCCUGCACCACCGGGGACCUCCCUGGCUGCUCCUGUGGUCCCAUCCCAGGUGAGACACCUGGACCUGGGUAUCGCUGGGGAGGAUGUGCUGACAACCUCAACUAUGGUCUUGUCAUGGGGUCCAAAUUUUCAGAUGCUCCCAUGAAGAUGAAAAAAUCAGGAUCACAAGCCAAUAAGCUGAUGCAUCUGCACAACAGUGAAGUAGGGAGACAGGCCCUGAAAGCUUCUCUGGAGAUGAAAUGCAAAUGCCACGGAGUAUCUGGUUCCUGCUCGAUCAAGACCUGCUGGAGGGGGCUUCAGGAACUGAGAGACAUUGCCCUGGAUUUAAAAAACAAAUACCUUUCAGCUACUAAGGUGGUGCAUCGGCCGAUGGGCACCCGCAAGCAUCUAGUCCCCAAGGAUCUUGACAUCCGCCCCGUAAAGGAAACAGAAUUGGUUUACUUGCAAAGCUCGCCUGAUUUCUGCAUGAAGAACGAGAAAGUGGGAUCGCACGGGACUCAGGACAGGCAAUGCAACAAGACCUCCAACGGCAGCGACAGCUGUGACCUCAUGUGCUGCGGCCGUGGCUACAACCCCUAUAUGGACAAGGUGGUGGAGCGCUGCCACUGCAAGUACCACUGGUGCUGCUACGUCACCUGCAAAAAGUGCGAGAGGACUGUCGAGAGAUACGUGUGCAAGUGAGGUGUCCCCCCCCCCCUUGCGUCACUCGGC